This is a messenger RNA of Morus notabilis, 1240 nucleotides long. RefSeq names its product zinc finger protein ZAT5. The transcript has a single exon. Lineage: Eukaryota; Viridiplantae; Streptophyta; Magnoliopsida; Rosales; Moraceae. The record is from RefSeq and is a predicted model, not a curated record. Bases 33 to 1133 code for a protein of 366 amino acids.
UCUCUCUCUCUCUCUCUGGCUCCACAUUAACCAUGGAAGCUACAGCUCAAGAGGAAGUCAAUCCCACAUCCAAAGAUCAUACCGUGGUUGCAAAGGGCAAGCGCACCAAGCGCCAAAGACCACAAUCUCCGAUGCCUUUUGCCGCCGUAGCCGCCGCGACCAAUUCCUACGGCGGCGAAUACAAUAACAAUCACCACAACAGCAACAGCAACAAUAGCAACAACUCCUCGUCUCCGACGACUUCCGCGGAGCUUCAAGACAUAAGCACGGAGGAAGAGGAGGACAUGGCCAACUGCCUAAUCCUCCUCGCGCAAGGCCGGUUCCGCGGGCGAUCCGCAACGCCGACGAAGGCGCUGCCUCCGAUUGUCAUCGACACGGAAGACGGCAGCGGGAGUGCUUUUAAGUACAGCAGCCGGAAAUUUUUAGAAGCGACGAAUGCGCCCGGUGCGGGCAGGGCUGGGUAUUAUGUCUACGAGUGCAAGACGUGUAACCGGACUUUCCCGUCUUUCCAAGCCCUCGGCGGUCACAGAGCGAGCCACAAGAAGCCCAAGGCCAUGGCCGAAAUCGAGAAGAAAACUCAGUUGUUCGCUUUACAGUCAGACGACGAAGAUCAAUUGCAAUUAACCAAGAGCAACCACAAUACUAUUUCGUCCACGACGCUUUCUCUGCAAUUGAACAACAGGAGUUUGUAUGGAAUUAGUCAUAACAACAACAAUCACCACAUCACAAACAAGUCGCCCAACAAGGUUCAUGAGUGCUCGAUUUGCGGCGCGGAGUUCACCUCCGGCCAGGCGUUGGGCGGGCACAUGAGACGACACCGCGCUCCGGCAGGGACCGUAGCAGCCACCGCCGCAGCCGCGACCGCCUUGUCCUUGAGUACUGUUUCGGCUACUCCGUUAAUGGCCUUGGAGGCUCAUGAAGAUGAUCAUCAACAACAACAUACAAAAAAAGCAAGAAAUGUUUUGUCGUUGGAUUUGGAUCUCAAUCUUCCAGCGCCGGAAGACGAUCAACGGGAUUCGAAAUUCGGUUUUGUUACGUCCAAGCAGCAGCAACAACAACAACAACAACAGCAGCAGCAACAACAAUCGUCUCUCGUGUUCUCCGCACCGGCUUUGGUGGAUUGUCAUUAUUAAGAAGGGAGAAAGAGGUUAAUUUUUUUUAAUAUUUUUUUUAUGGUUUAUUAUGUGCCACGAUUAUUGAUCUCAAAAAUUAAGUCACAUAUUGAUGUGAAUUGUUAAGA